This is a messenger RNA of Plasmodium gonderi, 1413 nucleotides long. RefSeq lists its product as hypothetical. Bases 1 to 1413 code for a protein of 470 amino acids. Lineage: Eukaryota; Apicomplexa; Aconoidasida; Haemosporida; Plasmodiidae. The transcript has a single exon. The record is from RefSeq and is a predicted model, not a curated record.
AUGAAAAGAAACAAGAAACUAACAUUCUAUGUUCUGUUAAUAAUUAUAAUUUUGAACAUUGAAAUGAGCAAAAAUAACCGAAUGCUUGGUGAUUAUAUAAGAAGAGGAGGAAGAGAAAAUUGGACGAAGAGCAGUAUGAACAACAAACAUCAUGAUGUAUGUAACUGUAAAUUGAAAAAGCAAAGGAGAUCUUUUAAAUUUAUUAAUUUUCAAAAAGAUAAAAAAAGAAAUUAUAGGAACAAUGAGAGACUUCAUUCACAAACACAAUUUUGUGAUGGUCUUUUUUCUCGGGGUGCAGAGAAAGAAGAUGAUAAUGAUGAUGAUUCAAAAUAUUUUUUCACUCCAUCAAAUAACACAAGUGGAAUUAGUACAAAUUACACGAAACAGAAAAACUGUAGAUACACAUUUUUGUUUAGCGCUCACAGAGGGUUGUAUAUAAAUUCUGCACAAAGGAUGAAUAGUGCCCACAAGUUUUAUACAUCCAAAUUUGUAAAUUUUGUAACGGUGGAAAAAAAGGGGUCAAUAUUAGAUCACCUGAAAAGAUAUAAAUGUGUAAUAUAUUUAGGAAAAAAGAAUUGUGUACAAGGAAAUGUCAGAAGAAGUAGUUUUUCUUUGUUAGCUUUGUCAAAUGGUCGAAAUGCAAUAAUAACCCCUGUCACCCACAUGGACUCUACAGCAGAUCGAAACUCUGCCCCUGGUGUUUUUCUCAAUGAUCAAGGAAUUUCCUACACACACUGUGGAUUGAAAAAACGAAGAAAAGAAGAAAAAAUUGGACAUUCCCCAGUUAGCAUUUAUAGACAUUGUAACAGUACAACGGAAUGUCGACGUAAAGUAAUAGGUGGAGAUUCCUCUGACAAUGCUGUUGGAAGUAGUGUCGAAAUUGCAAUAAAAAGAGGAAAGGGGGUGAGAGAAAAAAAACGGUUUUUUUCUGAAGAGUCUAAAAGGAGCAUGAAGUUAAAACUUCGAAACCUUAUGCGUAAAAAAUGGAAAGAUCCAGAAUUUCGAAAAAAAAUGUUGAAAUCUUUUAAAAAGAGAGGUAUUGAGCAUAAUCAGAAAAUAUCCGAGGCUGUGAAAAACAAGUGGAAAAAUGACUUGAAUUAUAAACAAAAAACAUUGGAAGGACAACGGAAAUAUUUCAUGAGACGAUAUAAGAACAAGAAAUUAAGUGCCAUUUCAGAGAAAACGAGAGAAAAAAUAUCCAAAGCUAUGAAACAAUAUUGGGCAAAUAAAAACAAAUUCAAAAAAGCACAAGUUAACAAUUUGCAACAUCUUCAAAAGAAGAAAAAAAAGCACAAAAAAGUUUGGGAAGAUAUUUAUUCCCUUAUAUUAAAUCAAAAAGUAGGUGAUUUAGGUAGUUACCAAUCAUCUCUUCAUCAUAAUUUGUCAAUCAACUUGCAAGCGGCUCUGAGCUGA